CGGCUCACGGUUGCCAUGGCGCCUCCGCGCUUCGGCGGCGGGAGGCUGCCUGGCUAGGCGCCGGCGGGCUUCAGCGGGGACUCCGGCGCUGAAAGCGGAAGGAAUCCCGCCCGGUGGGUAGCUAGCAGCCAGCCUGUGUGGAAGAAUGGCUGUGAGCCACUCAGUGAAGGAGCGAACCAUCUCUGAGAACAGCCUGAUCAUCCUGUUACAGGGCCUCCAGGGCCAGGUGACCACUGUGGACCUGCGGGAUGAGAGUGUGGCCCAUGGGCGCAUUGACAACGUUGAUGCUUUCAUGAACAUUCGCCUGGCUAAGGUCACCUACACGGACCGUUGGGGGCAUCAAGUGGAGCUGGAUGACUUUUUUGUGACAGGCCGUAAUGUCCGAUACGUCCACAUCCCGGAUGAUGUGAACAUCACCACGACCAUCGAGCAGCAGCUACAGCUCAUCCAUCGCGUGCGCAACUUUGGUGGCAAGGGCCAGGGCCGGAAAGAGUUUCCUUCCAAAAAAUAUAAGUGAGACUGCCCCCUUAGCAAGCUCCAGCACCAACUCAGGGUCUGCCCAUGUUCUGAGCCACCUCCCUGCCAUCCCUCCUUGUCUGAAAUCUGAUGUCUCACACACGCCACCUGUCACAACAGCCUUUCACAGGGGUCCACCUCCCAGACUCACUUUGGAACCCAGGAUCCUAAUCUGGCUGUCUGUGGCCUUGGGGAAGUGACAAUCUCAUCUGCCCUCCUUUUUUUUUUUUUUUUGGUGGUUCUAGUGUUUGAACUCAGGGCCUUGUGCUUGCUAGGCAAGCACUCUAUCACCUGAGCCACAAUCUCUUUUUUGAUCAUUUGCUUCGAAAUCUCUGAUUUACUGAACGUAGGGCACCUGUGAAGUCAUUUUCAACUCUGACGGCAAAGAUUAUUAAAAUGUGCU
Castor canadensis (American beaver) is the source of this 919-nucleotide messenger RNA. RefSeq names its product LSM10, U7 small nuclear RNA associated (gene Lsm10). Gene Ontology annotation, biological process: mRNA 3'-end processing by stem-loop binding and cleavage. Gene Ontology annotation, cellular component: nuclear body; cytoplasmic U snRNP body. NCBI's taxonomy places the organism in Eukaryota, Metazoa, Chordata, Mammalia, Rodentia, Castoridae. Gene Ontology annotation, molecular function: histone pre-mRNA DCP binding; U7 snRNA binding. The record is from RefSeq and is a predicted model, not a curated record.